This is a messenger RNA of Thlaspi arvense, 222 nucleotides long. Lineage: Eukaryota; Viridiplantae; Streptophyta; Magnoliopsida; Brassicales; Brassicaceae. The record is from the annotation of a GenBank genome assembly.
AUGGAAGAUACAUCAUUUCUCAAUAAAAUGUUUCUCCAGCUUCGCUCGACUUGCAAAAGUUAUUACACACAACAUCUUGAUCGGAUGCUCGAGGAAGCUGCUGUUGAGUUCUAUCCCACCAUCAAAUUUAUGCGUAUUGAGUGCCCCAAGUAUCCCGGAUUCUGCAUAACUCGCCAGAAAAGCGUGUAUCCAUUCAUUGAAAUAUUUCAUAGCCCAAAACAA